AUGAGCCAAGCCCGGGUUCGUCGUGGAGGCGAGGCCGGCGAGAUCGUCUCCUUCCAGAAGCCUUCUCCCGUAGGUGGGGCGUCCGAUGCCCGCCGGUACCAGGUCGAAGCUGCCCAGAGGUGGUGGCUACCGAUUGGCCGCGACGCCGACCGGGGCGGAAUCUGGUACGCCGGACAGUCGGCCCCCGCAUCCCGUUCCGGUCCCCCGACCGGUGCCCCGCCGAUGCCGACCAAGCGAGAUGCCGACCAAGCGAGCUCGGGGCAGCGCGGCAGCAUCGGUGCCGGCCCCCUCCCUCUCACCUGUGCCAGAUGA
This is a messenger RNA of Drechmeria coniospora, 312 nucleotides long. RefSeq lists its product as uncharacterized. Bases 1 to 312 code for a protein of 103 amino acids. The transcript has a single exon. NCBI's taxonomy places the organism in Eukaryota, Fungi, Ascomycota, Sordariomycetes, Hypocreales, Ophiocordycipitaceae. The record is from RefSeq and is a predicted model, not a curated record.